UUAUCUUUGUGUCUUAUUAAGCUAAUACUGUCAAUAAAAGAUUUACGUAAACACAGUUGUGUUAUGACUAAAGUGAAAGCAAGCAAACAUUUGAGAGAAAAUUGGGUGCGAGUCAUGCGUGUAUAGUAGACGCGUCGCGUGCAGGUCUUUAAGUGACAGAGCAGCAUUAUAGUAAACAUGUUUAGGCUUAUCCUUAAAGCAAUAGUUCACCCAGAAAUGAUAAUUCUCUCAUAUUUUACUCACUCUAAAGUUGUUCCAAACAUGUAUUAAUUUCUUUCUUGUGCUGAACACAAAAUAAGAUAUUUUGAAUAAUGUGAUACAAAAAGUUGCUCAUCUCCAUUGACUUGCAUAGUAGGGAAAAAAUAUACUAUGGAAGUCAUUGGAGACUAAGAGAUAAUAACUCUCUGCUCUUGACUGGGAACUUUAAUAGUAGCUUUAAUACGAAUCAAUCUAUAAUAUAUACAGUAAAGUCUAUUUAGUGUUUUAUUUUUAUAUUAAAUUUUUUGAAUGCUACUGUGAAAUCUACUGUAGCUGAAUAAUAAUAAUAUAUAAAGUACUGUUUAUCUUAAUUUUUAAUAACAAAGAAAAUAAAAAAGAUUUUUUAUCUUUGCCAUUUUGGCCUAUAUGCAAUUAUUUUUCUUAAAUUAGAUCAUAUAAGGAAAUAUGAGAUAAAUUUUAAGUGUGUUUUAAUUGAAGGAAGGCAGCUUUGUUGACUAAUUUAUGUUUGUUUGCUUUUUAUGUGAAAUGGGGAAUGAAUGGAGCAGUACUGAGAAGACUUUCAGAACUCAUCUAAGAUAAGUCAUGAUGCCACGUGGAAAGGGUUUCCGUCGGUCUUUGGCGGCCAAGAGGAGGAAUGCUGAGCGUUAUACGCUCAGUUCCUUCUUGGACUUAGAAGAGGUUGUGCCUCCUCUCCAAAAAAAGGCAGUUUCUAACAGCUCUUUACAAGAGAGUGUUGACAUUGAAAACUCAAUGAAAUCUGACACAAAGAACUCUCAAAAUUGUCACAAGGCUUUCAAAAAUGUUUCAAACUCUGUUACAAGUGUUACCGCAAAUGUUCCAAAGUCUGCCACAAGUGUUGCCAAAAAUGUUCCCAAGUCUGUCACAAGUGUUGCCAAAAAUGUUCCAAAGUCUGCCACAAGUGUUCCAAUGUCUAACAAAAGCUGGAGUGAUGUUACCAGAGCUUCAGUUGUCAAUAACUCUGGUUAUUUCCCACAGAAAGUCAUACGUGGUUCUUUCCAUCAGGGUGAUGCGCGAUUUGGUUUGAACAGAAACCGUCAGUGUGCAGUGAACAGUAUCACAGCAGUCAUGACGAGUGUGCUUAAGGAUGUGCUGACAUGGACAACAGAGGACCUGAAUGCUGUUCUGUUGCAUGGAAAUGAGCUGUACACAUCAAUGAGACUGCAGGGGCAGAUCCACGAUCGAACAGGGCUGGGUCACAUUUCUGUUGCAGAAAUGCCAAGACUGCACACACUUCAUAACACAACAUUCUCAAUAAAGCAUGGAGAAUCUUUCUGUGGUGUUAUUGGUGUUGAUCUCUAUGAUGAAUCAUUGCGAGAUGUGUCUAUGUCUAUAGAAGAAGCACUUCAGAGGGCUCUGCUUCAGUGUGAUGCAUGUUUGUUAAACAUUAAAGAAUACAUUUGUGCAGUCAUAAAGGCAGGGCCAAUAUUUGCUCUAGUGGAUCCCCAUUCACGUAAUGGUAAAGGUUUACCUGAACCUAAUGGAAGAAGCAUAAUAGUUUACUGUGAUGACAUAUACAUGUUGUUUAGUCAUGUUGGUAACCUUGCCUUCUCACUGAAUGCCCAGGGAACACCUUUUGAAGUGACGUCUGUGAAAGCAACGGUAAUUGGUAAGACCACAACUAUGGAGGCAAGUUCUAAGUCUGGUCAAGAAAGCAGCGGCAAUGUUUCACAUGCAACCACAGAGAAGGAAAGUAAGUGCAUCGGACACCGUGGUAAACGCACACGUAAAGAUAAAGUAGCAAGUCUUACACAUGUUUCAUCUACGAGCUCGGAGCAGAGUAAGUAUAUCAAAGACCACGAUCAACACACACUUGUAAACAAACAAACGAGUGUUUGCAAAUUGGAUCAGACAUGCCUGGAUUCAAGUAAGAAAAACAGUCAAUUGAAAACUGAGCCAGAACUUGCAUAUGUGAGCAAGCUGCAUGAUAAUUUAUUCAUGGCUGAUGAUGUAAUCGGAGGGACAGUAGAUGCUGAGUUCAAUUUCCAGCCUUUAAUGUCUCCCGAUCAGGACGCUAAUUUAUCAAUGAAUGAUGACGUAAUUAUUGGAGAGACAGUAGGUACUGAGUUAAAUUUCCAACCUUUAAUGUCUGCUGAUCAGGACGCUAAUUCAUCAAUAAAUGAUGACGUAAUUAUUGGAGAGACAGUAGGUACUGAGUUCAGUCUCCAGCCUUUAAUGUCUGCCGAUCAGGAUGCUAAUUUAUCAAUGAAUGAUGACGUAAUUAUUGGAGAGACAGUAGGUACUGAGUUCAGUUUCCAGCCUUUAAUGUCUGCCGAUCAGGACGCUAAUUUAUCAAUGAAUGAUGACGUAAUUAUUGGAGAGACAGUAGGUAGGCCUGCUGAGCGCAUUUGCGAAGCUGUAACGUCUGCCGAGCAGGACGCUCAUUUAUCAAUAGAUGAUGACAUAAUUUUUAGAGAUACAGUAGGUACUGAGUUCAGUUUCCAACCUUUAAUACAGAAAAAAAUUGAGAACAUUAGAACGAAAUACUGUGAAGACAGUGAUUACAGGCAGAAAAAGAUUGAGAACAUCAGAACGAAAUACUGUGAAGACAGUGAUUACAGGCAGAAAAAGAUUGAGAACAUCAGAACGAAAUACUGUGAAGACAGUGUUUACAGGCAGAAAAAGAUUGAGAACAUUUACAGGCAGAAAAGACAGAACGAAAUACUGUGA
Messenger RNA from Cyprinus carpio (common carp), 2907 nucleotides. RefSeq lists its product as uncharacterized. Bases 802 to 2907 code for a protein of 701 amino acids. Lineage: Eukaryota; Metazoa; Chordata; Actinopteri; Cypriniformes; Cyprinidae. The record is from RefSeq and is a predicted model, not a curated record. The transcript has 4 exons.